This is a messenger RNA of Pogona vitticeps (central bearded dragon), 3780 nucleotides long. NCBI's taxonomy places the organism in Eukaryota, Metazoa, Chordata, Lepidosauria, Squamata, Agamidae. The record is from RefSeq and is a predicted model, not a curated record.
GGCUCCUUUAUUAUUGCUCUGGUGGCUGUGACUCUUGUUUCCACCCCUGGUGCCCUCCCUGCAAGGGGGAUUUUGGGCCGCCGAGCGGUGGUGGUGGUGGUGGUGGUGGUGGCAGUGGGUGCGGCGGCGACACCCACCCCUUUCUCCGUCUCCUGGUGGAUGCCGGGCCCCCUCCCGCCCCCGCCGUCAUCAUGGGCAAGGUGCUGUCCAAGAUCUUUGGCAACAAGGAGAUGCGGAUCCUGAUGCUGGGCCUGGACGCGGCGGGCAAGACCACCAUUUUGUACAAACUGAAGCUGGGCCAGGCGGUCACCACCAUCCCCACGGUGGGCUUCAACGUGGAAACCGUGACUUACAAAAACGUCAAGUUUAACGUGUGGGAUGUCGGGGGCCAGGACAAGAUCCGGCCCCUCUGGCGGCAUUACUACACGGGCACUCAGGGCCUGAUCUUUGUGGUGGACUGCGCCGACCGGGACCGCAUCGAUGAGGCCCGUCAGGAGUUGCACCGCAUCAUCAAUGACCGGGAGAUGAGGGAUGCGAUCAUCCUCAUUUUUGCCAACAAGCAGGACCUUCCUGAUGCCAUGAAGCCUCAUGAGAUCCAAGAGAAACUGGGCCUGACCCGCAUCCGGGAUAGGAAUUGGUAUGUUCAGCCAUCCUGUGCCACCUCGGGUGAUGGACUCUAUGAAGGGCUGACAUGGUUAACAUCUAACUAUAAAUCCUAAUGAUGGGUGUGGUUUUUUUAAAAUUACAAACUGUUGUUAGUCUCCACAAGAGUUUAGAGCGGAAAAGAAACACUGUGGCUUCCCAAAAAAAGAAUGAUUCUCUGUACUAAAAUUCUCUGUUCAAAAAUUAAGCAUCUGUAGGAUUUUAAUGAUUGCUCACCUCCAGUUACCACCACCUUUUUCAUCUAUACACUUGACUGGAUCCUCAGUUUAAUACAAUUCUUGCUUGAUGUUAAGAGGCUCUGAUCUUCAACUGUGAAUGAACACAAACAUUAGUUUCUAUAGCAAACUUCCAGCUACAUGGUGGGGGUGUUGUAGCUUUGCAAAGCAUUUUUUCCCUUCUAUUUUGAGAGUCCUUGUUAUGAUGGGUUGACUUCAUUUGUUUCAGUCCUGGGGCUAAGGUAUCACUUUCUAAAAAGUAUGUUUUCUGGUUCGUUUUUUCCCCCCUCUCCUUUCCAUUACCAUCUGCUGUAGAUUGGCUUCUUUUUGCAACCAUGGGAAAUAUGUUGGUAGGUCUCUGCUAUGUAGUAAACUGAAAAAAACAUUGUUUAUGAACAAGCUGCAGUCUGUCCUCUUUCUGAUGAAACUUUACCUACAAGAUAAAAAAGGGACUAAAAUCUUGAUCUCCUUUAUCUGGCUGUUGAUAAAUGAGAAAAAUAACUUUUAGAACAAAUUUAUCAUUGUUUACCGGCUUGACAUUGGCCAGGUCAUAUAAGAACAAGAACUUGCGAAAGUUAAGUUUUUUUAAAGUACUGCUCCCUAAAUCACAAGCUAGCAUAGCCUCUAGCCAUGCUGGCUGGAGUAUUUUUGGGAGCCAUAGUCCAGUAAAGUAACUUUUUGAAGCUCAUGUGAGAACAAUUUCAGAAUGUUGGGUAUAGGUUGUUAUAGAGCAAAUAUGAUGCAUAGCUAAGGAUACAGACUAGCCCCCUUUAUAAAGAAUAACCAUGUGCAAGUUGAAAUGAGACUGAUAUGAAAACAAAGUUCCUAUACGUUGCAUUGCAAAAUUAGUUUUUCAGCUGCAAUACUGAGUAAUUGUAUUAUUUCUUGGGUUUAGUGCAAAAGUACUUACAUUCCACGAAGUGCAGCAAUAAUUUGUGAGCAUCACUGUGUCACAUGGUUUGCUUUUUAAAGUCAUAAGCUUAUUGUCCAGAAUCUUUGAAACUGUUGUUGUCUUAACAGUUGAGACAGCGGUAGCAGUAUUGCAGUUAGUCUACAUACAAGUUCUUAAAAUGCAGGUAAAAUACUUUUAGACUUUCAUCUUGGCUUCUAAGAUACACCUUUAUUAACUUGAAGAAGUGAAAGCAACCUACAUCUGCUUCUGAAUCAUUUCGUAGGUUUUAUUGAGAUGCCUCAAUAAAGAAAAAUGUGAUAACUUGGUUUUGCAGACGCUGCUGAGCUUGAGAGAAGCCCCUGAAUCUCUCAAUUUUACGUUUGUCUCUUACAAAAAAUAUAUAUAUACUUAAUUCAGGCAAAUAGUAGCAGGCGAAUUCCAGCCAUUGUUGUGACAGGAUCUUUAUUUGAUGUCUAAUAAAACUAUAUAAAGCCCUUCAGGUAGGUAACCAGUGAUUGAGGUGGAGAGUGAGCAAUCGACACUGAAUGUAAACUUCCACAUUCUGUUCUUUAAGGACAAGUGUUUCAUUUUACCAUAUCACAGCUUUCAAAUGUCUGACUAGUUGUAUUGGGGGGGGGAUGUUGAUAGUGAAUUCAGACUAACAUAAAAUGAUCUCAAUCGAGUAUUAAUGAUACUGGGUGCAAAAAUGUAGAGCAGCUGGUUCUUAUUCAGCCUUAAGGAUUAAUUUUGGAUUUCCUCAAGGAGUAAAGCUCAUCUGAGGAAUUUUUGGAAUGUAUUGCUACAAAACCAGAAGAAAAUUGCUUUUUUCUAAAGGGUAUGAGUUUAAAAAAAAUUGGGGCAUUAUACUACACUUCUCCAGUGUUGACUUUGCUAUUUAAAUCGUGGACAUUUGAGCUUGUACCAAAGAUGUUUGAGGGGAAUAAAUUAAUGAGUAAUUAAUUUCUUAAAACUGAACACUUAGCAUUAUGUAACAGAAAACAAGUUUAGCUCUGAUUCUUGAUAGAUCUAUUCUACAUUUAUUUGAUUUUUCUUAAUUCCCCCAAAUUGAAUGGGAACAUUCACUUUAAAUCUUGGGGUCAGAGCAGUAAAAUUAAAAUCAAUAAGAAGUACAGAAACAAUUCUGCUGAGAUAGCAUAAAUUUGAGAAAAAACAACUAAACUAUGUUGGUUAUAUCCAAAAUAAAUUUGGAAUUUAGAUUUUAUUAUUUUUUCUGCAGCAUUGGUAGUAGUGGUUACACGAAAAGUACAUAAACAGUUAGCUGUCUUCUUCUGGAAUAACUAAAGCCAAGCACAAAAUAGUUGCCUAAACUGGAAAACUUGAAGAUCUGUUACUGGUUCUCGAACUUUUGCAUAAACCUUAUUAACUACAGUCAUUUUACCUUUGGUGUAGAGUUGUUGUAUAUUUUCUCUUACCAAGGCGGAAUCAAAUCAUACACCUGCAUUAACUUAGAUACAUAAUGUUUGUACAUUCUUUUAAUUUUGUUUUUACAGUAUGCUGGUUUUGUAGGUUAAAAGGAUAAGUAUAAUCUUGACUUUGUUUUAAAAUCUCCAGUUUUGGGUGGAAGUCACAAAGGUGAAUGGAUUGUGUGGGAAAUGCACCAAAUAAUUAUUGCUGCUGAAAAAAAACAUUACACAUGUUUUCAUUAAGUGUCCUCUUUCAAGCAAACAUGGUUUUGUCUCUUUUUUUCUGGCUCAAAGUAGCCAUUAAAACAAUGGCUUUAGACAUGUAUCUACAGUUUGCAAAGUACAAAUGCAAGCUGUUAGAAUUCCACUUCUGAAAAAGAAAUCAGUACAUCCAAAGUCUGUGUUCAUGUGACUAUACAGUGAAACUGAAUACGUUUUUGAAUGGCGUUAAAAUUGUCUGAUAAGUGAAUGAGUCUGUAGACUGUGAUUUCCCUGAAUAAAGUAAACAGGAAUUUUGUGUCUGCAUUAUGGUUGUAGUGUUGGUAAAAGAACUAAUAAGCAGAAAAUAAAACAAUUAUACAGUGCA